This is a messenger RNA of Ananas comosus (pineapple), 925 nucleotides long. Its product is annotated as ADP-ribosylation factor 1. Gene Ontology annotation, molecular function: GTPase activity; GTP binding. Gene Ontology annotation, cellular component: cytoplasm. Lineage: Eukaryota; Viridiplantae; Streptophyta; Magnoliopsida; Poales; Bromeliaceae. The transcript has 8 exons. The record is from RefSeq and is a predicted model, not a curated record. Bases 119 to 664 code for a protein of 181 amino acids. Gene Ontology annotation, biological process: vesicle-mediated transport; intracellular protein transport.
AAAGAGAGAGAGAGAAAGAGAGAGAGAGAGAGAGAGGGAGGAGGAAGCGAGGAAGAAGAAGCGGAGACUCCGAUCCCAAGCGCGCGACGAGAGCGAGAGAUCGUCCGGGAGAGGAAAGAUGGGGCUCACCUUCACGAAGCUCUUUAGCCGCCUCUUUGCGAAGAAGGAGAUGAGGAUAUUGAUGGUUGGGCUUGAUGCGGCUGGUAAGACGACCAUCCUCUACAAGCUCAAGCUCGGAGAGAUCGUCACCACCAUUCCCACGAUCGGAUUCAAUGUGGAAACUGUGGAGUAUAAGAACAUUAGCUUCACCGUAUGGGAUGUUGGUGGCCAGGACAAGAUCCGCCCAUUGUGGAGGCAUUACUUCCAGAACACGCAGGGCCUUAUCUUCGUCGUCGACAGCAAUGACAGGGAUCGUAUUGUCGAGGCUAGAGAUGAGCUCCACAGGAUGCUCAAUGAGGAUGAGUUGCGCGAUGCCGUGUUGCUCGUCUUUGCGAACAAGCAAGAUCUCCCUAAUGCUAUGAAUGCUGCUGAGAUCACCGAUAAGCUUGGCCUUCACUCCCUACGUCAGAGGCACUGGUACAUUCAGAGCACGUGUGCUACAUCUGGUGAGGGGUUGUAUGAGGGGCUUGACUGGCUCUCCAACAACAUCGCCAGCAAGGGUUGAAGAUGUGAAAAGCAUAUUUUGAAAUGGCUGAAGAUCUUGGUGUUAUUAAGUAUUAUAGUACUACUUUGUUACGUUAACUAGUUUGGGUUGCUUUCGUUGUUUUGAUGAAUUGGUCAUAUUUUGGUUUGUUUUUUCCUAAUAUUUUGUGUUUCGGCUGUUAAUGUACUUGCCUAUCAAUCAGUACAUGUCUGCAUGUCUUUCUUUGUAGUAGUAAUUUGACUCUGUGAUGUCGCUGUUUUAGUGCACAACCCUUUUCUUCCU